Messenger RNA from Pieris macdunnoughi, 1386 nucleotides. NCBI's taxonomy places the organism in Eukaryota, Metazoa, Arthropoda, Insecta, Lepidoptera, Pieridae. The record is from the annotation of a GenBank genome assembly.
AUGGAGAAGAUAGUUCAUUUGGAUUUUAAAGGUGCACCUUUGAAAGUCUCUUAUUUAGAGAAGCUGUUCAGCAUUAUCAAAGAAUGGGGUGGAACAGGGCUACUUAUAGAGUGGGAAGAUACAUUUCCUUUUACUGCAGAUUUGGAGUGCAUCGGCAGUUCAAAUAAUUCCGGGGGAGAUGGAAUGUACUCUCAUGAAGAAGUGAAAGAUAUAAUGCUUUGUGCAAAGGCAAAUGGCCUAGAAGUUAUUCAACUAAUUCAAACCAUAGCUCAUAUGGAAUAUGUGUUAAAGCAUCCAAAGUUUUGUCAUCUUAAAGAAUCAUUGCCAUCACCAGCUGUUUUAUGCCCAACAAAACCUGAUUCUUUGCCACUGGUUUGUAACUUGAUUGAUGAUAUAUUAAAUGCUCAGCCAGAAGCCAAAUAUAUCCAUAUCGGUGCUGAUGAGGUUUGGCACACAGCAGUCUGUCAUUCAUGUCAACAUAAAGCGGCCACACAUAAAUACAAAGUGGCCUCACUGUUUUUAGAUCAUAUACAAGCUGUGAUAUUGUAUGUGAAGCAACGCAGGCCCAAUAUCACAAUAUUAAUGUGGGAUGAUAUGUUGCGGCCUAUGACUGUUGAGACGUUACAAGCAUACAACUUGCGAGAUUUAGUUCAACCAGUUAUAUGGAACUAUAGCUCAGUAGAACAUUUUCAAAUUGACCGGACAUUAUGGGAGAAGUAUGAAAACCUUUUUUCUCAUGUAUGGGCCGGCUCUGCGUUUAAAGGGGCCAAUGGGAGUAGUCAGAUGCUGUCACGAGUUGCUCGGUAUGUCAGUAAUCAAGAGGCAUGGCAAAGGGAAAUCAGUAAGAAACCAAAUGGCAUUCAUUUCAAUGGAGUCAUACUAACUGGCUGGUCAAGAUACGACCAUUACGCGACAUUGUGUGAAUUGCUUCCCGUUGCUCUUCCCAGUUUGUUUAGCUGUCUUAGAAUUUGGACUCAACCUAUGGAGACUAAUGAAAUAGCCAGCGAAGUUUUGCCAGAGGAAGAAUGGCCUGGCAUAGAAGUCGCUAGAUGUAUUCACUCGUUCGUCAUGUUGAGAGAGCGAAGUUAUUCAUUACUACACGGAGACAUAGUAGCGACGUGGCUAAAUCCCUGGCAAAUCAAAAUGUCCUACACAAGUCCGGUACAAGUUGAAAGCGUGGCAAAUGCUUCGAAAACAAUUUUAACUGAUCUCAAAGGACUGUAUGCGGAAACGAAGAAACAAUUGGAACAAAUCACAGGAAAAAGGAGUACUGAGGAAUGGAUAGUAGCGUUUUUCGAUACCAUAUUGAAGAAUAUCGAGGAAUUGAACAGGGUUGCCAGCUUAAGGCGACAAGUCGGGGCUAGUGUUACGCCAACUUAUUCAUAG